CACAACUCAUUCCCUGUCAUAGUAGAUAUCACAAAACAACGUCAUUCAGCAGAGCAUUCGCAUCAACUUCGCAAACCAGAAAUCAUCCAGAACCAUGGCUUUCUUCGUCUUAUUCGUCGAGUUCUGUAUUUUCUCCAUGGGCCUCACCAGCCUCGCUGGUGGAGUACUCGCCCUCUGUAACCCACGAAGCCAAUACCAACUCAAAGGCAUUCCAGACAUGAGAUCCUCAGAUGAUCCCGCCAGCUUCGCGCCGAUAUACAUGCUGGCAGCUAGGGAUAUAUCUUUCGGCAUUUUUAUCCUCGCACUCCAGUUCCAGUACAACCAUAUUGCGAUCGCUACCGUCAUGGCUGUCAUGAGCUUCAUGAAAUUUGGCGAUCUUCUAACUGUUCUUGCGGUUGGAGAAACAAAGAGACCACUUCCAGUUACUCUCCAUCUUGGUACAGGAAUUGGAUAUCUGGGCUGGGUGGUAUACCUUUGCAAAAACUAAUUCUGGGAUUUUGAGGGAGGAUAUGUGCUGAGUCUCUGUUCUCGGGUUACACUCAUUUACUUAUACGGAAGGUUAAACGACUCGUCGACAUUCCGAUUCGGCAUCCCAACAUCAAAAGAUCGUAGAAAGGGGAAGGUUUGAGAUAAACUGCUGCCGUUAGAUGAAGCCGUUAGCCAUUUGAACUCUGCGCCGGCUAGACGCUUCGUCAGCGGCACUUCGAUGCGACAUGGUGGAUAAAAGCCAACUCAGCAUACCGAAUCUGGGGUUGAAAGUGAACCAGAAGCUCGGAACCAGGCGGGAUGAUGGGUUAGGGGCACAAAUAGGCUUUGGACGGUGGUGCUUUUAGGUGGCAUUGCUUGAUCGUAAUUAAACCUUGUUCGAUUACCAACAUACGUCAACACUAAGUGCCGAGGGCGACACGGUCAAUGAUUAUUUGGGUGAAUACAACUGCAAAAUAUGCUGAGAUGAUUCAUA
Messenger RNA from Fusarium oxysporum Fo47, 961 nucleotides. Its product is annotated as DUF4267 domain-containing protein. Bases 95 to 487 code for a protein of 130 amino acids. Lineage: Eukaryota; Fungi; Ascomycota; Sordariomycetes; Hypocreales; Nectriaceae. The record is from RefSeq and is a predicted model, not a curated record. The transcript has a single exon.